Messenger RNA from Cyprinodon variegatus (sheepshead minnow), 1820 nucleotides. RefSeq names its product arrestin domain-containing protein 3-like. NCBI's taxonomy places the organism in Eukaryota, Metazoa, Chordata, Actinopteri, Cyprinodontiformes, Cyprinodontidae. Gene Ontology annotation, biological process: protein transport. The transcript is spliced from 6 exons. The record is from RefSeq and is a predicted model, not a curated record. Gene Ontology annotation, cellular component: cytoplasm; plasma membrane. Bases 47 to 1099 code for a protein of 350 amino acids.
UUGAGUUUCUCUUUGGUUUGUUCAUGAUUCUCAGCUAAAGCUAAAGAUGACCAUAAAACACUUUAAGAUUGAAUAUGACGCCAUCAACAGCAGGAACAUUUUUACCAACGGAGAUACCAUAAAUGGACGGAUCAUCCUGGAGGCCUCAAAGAAAACAAAAAUCCAGUCACUUGUUUUUAUCGCUAAAGGGAAAGCUUUAGUUCGCUUAGUUAAUUAUUAUGGGGACAUCAUCAGCAGGGAGGACGUGACUGAUGAUUAUUUUCAGGACAAACUGAAAUAUUAUCGAAUCAAACAGGAUAUCGUGAAGGAAGGAGAACAAGAUGGAAGGGAAGUCAUUGAAAAAGGAAGGCAUGUAUUUCCUUUCAGCUUUAAGAUACCAAACAGCCGGAAAAUACCUUCAUCUUUCUCCUCAAUCUUCGGGCAAAUUGUUCAUACGCUGAAGGCAGAGUUAAAACAGUCAAAGAAGCUUAGGAGAAAAGCUAAAACCCACUUCACAUUUAUGGGCACGGCAAGAGGCAGUAGACUCAUGGCCCGCCAACAUGAAAGUGUGAACAAAAACAUUGUUCUUGGCUCUGGAAAGGUUACAAUGGAUGUCCAUACAAGGCGGAGUGGAUACAAACAAGGUGAGGUCCUCCGGGUCAAAGUUGAAAUUCAGAAUCUCUCAAGUCGUUCAGUCAAAGCCAAAUUUGUACUGUAUGAGAUAAAGACCUUCUUUGGCCCAAACCGAGGCAAAAUUCAGAAACAUGAAAUACAGAAGGAAAAGUCAGAUGCUAUUGAAUCGCAAUCUGGCCAAACCACUGUGAUAAAGGAAAUGAUCAUCCCUCGAGAGCUUUCCCCAUCCAUUUUGAACUGCUCCCUCAUCAGGCUAGAGUACAUGCUAAAGGUAUAUCUGGAAAUCCCAUGUGAGACAGACUUGGUUGUCAAACUCCCUAUUGUCAUCAUUCCUGAGCUGUCGAGGGAGGGGAGUACAUCUGGUUGUUCUAGAUCUCAAACAUUUGCAAGUCGAAACCAGCCAGCCUGGAUGUCACAAUCAAUGGAACCCCCACCUUCCUAUGAAGAAUCUGCUAUGUACCCCUUAUAUCCCUUUGGAGAUUUAUGAUCUUAAUUGUAAAUUCCUCCUCUAAUGGUAGCCUUUAGUAUGUCACACCAGCAGUAGCUGCACUGGUAUUUUUCCUCAUUAUACUGUAGUUCAUUCACUGGUCAAAUGUAGCUGCAAGUACUACCUCAAAUUCAAUGCACUCACCAUCAGUGAACUUGGCGAUUAAUUUAAUAAAUUAGCUAGAUAAAAUGACUUCAUUGAGAGCAUAACAGCUAAUACAAAAAUCCUAAACCAUGUAAUUAAAAAAAGGCUACAUGAUGGACUAGGGAUGAGUACAGAUUGGAGGCCUACUGUACUUCCUUCUCCCCGGAUUUAUGCAAUUAGAAGACAUUGACAAUUAGAGAUCAUUUUUCCAAACCAUGAUAAAUGGCCUGUACUUGUGUAUUGCUUCACACAACAAUCAUUCACUGUUUCACACACAAAUGAUGGAUGACACAAUGACUGAGAUGGACAGAGUUGGGGUUUGAAUGGAUAACCCGCCAGGUACAGGACAAACUCCAAACCUGUGAGCCACUGCUGCCAAACUGUUGGAAGAAUUUGAUUGUCCUUAAUUUUUCAAUGAAAAAAAGAAAUCUUCUUAUUUAGAAGUCCUGAUUUUGUGGAUUAUCCUGAUUCUUUUCUUGGACAUUGUGUCUCCUAAAAUCAGAAUUUUGUGCUAAACUAGAGUGAGAUGUUUAAAAAAUCCUGUUAGUUUGUAUAUCCCACACUGCAAAAAAAAAAA